GCUGACCCUUAGGGCGUUGGUCGCUAAAAGCCCAAAGUUAAUCAUCGUCUGUAGCUCGUGUUUUGUAACUUUGUUUUGAUUAAGCUUCGAAGAAAUAUGUCGUUCUUCUGCCUCCUUCAAGAAUUGUACAAAUAUUUCGUAAAAGAAUACUGCUGCUAUAUGGUCCAUUAGCCAACUAGUCCCUUGAGUGUAGUUGUAUUUUGUUCCUGCAUCAGCUUCAAGACAUCGCCAUGGAAACUACAUGGAAAAGCUUAUCUGUGAAAUUAAUAGCCCCUGUCAAAUCCACCAUCAAAGACUUGGGUUUCAAGCGCAUGACACCUGUCCAGGCAGCUUGUAUUCCGUUGCUCCUCAGCCACAAGGAUGUUGCAGCAGAAGCUGUCACUGGUAGUGGGAAAACUCUAGCUUUUGUUAUUCCUAUCAUUCAGAUUCUUAAACAGCUAGAUACUCCAUUGAGGAAACAUGAUAUUGGAGCCAUUAUUAUAUCCCCUACUCGAGAGUUGGCUACUCAGAUAUAUGAGGUGAUAGAGAAGUUUUUGGUGCAUGUGCCUGAGCUGACAGCCAUGCUCACUGUAGGAGGAUCAUAUGUUGGUGAGGAUAUUCAGGCAUUCUCUGAAAGGGGAGCUCACAUUCUCAUAGCUACCCCUGGCAGGCUAGAGGACUUGUUUUCCCGCAACAUCGAAAAUGGUCCAAGCUUUGCUGCUGGAGCAAGAAGACUAGAAGUUUUAAUUCUCGAUGAAGCAGACAGACUUUUGGAUUUAGGAUUCAUGACUACUUUAAAUACAGUCUUUGCUUAUCUACCCAAGCAGAGAAGAACAGGCCUUUUCUCAGCUACUCAAACUUCAGAUGUUAUCAGCCUCAUACGUGCUGGUUUAAGAAAUCCCCUCCAGGUCAGAGUCAAAGACCAAGACUCCAAAAGUGAUCAGAGAACGCCAGCAACUCUUCAGAACUAUUUUAUGGUUUGUCAAACUGAAAAGAAGUUUGAUAUCUUUGUUGCACUUUUGAGGGAAAGGACAAAAGAAAAGACGAUGAUUUUUCUUCCAACUUGUGCGAGUGUUAAAUACUUUAAUGUUCUUUUACAUAAACUGCUUAAGAAUACAAUAGUUCAAGCUAUUCAUGGUAAGAUUAAAGAAAAAAGAUUCAAAAUAUUUGAUGAUUUCAGAUCUUCCGAGGCGGGUGUUUUGCUGUGUACUGAUGUGAUGUGCCGUGGCGUAGAUAUACCAAAAGUUGAUUGGGUCAUUCAGUAUGAUCCACCCUCUAAUGCUGAAGCAUUUGUUCACCGAUGUGGGCGUACUGCACGUAUUGGUAAUGAAGGGGCAGCAGUUUUGUUGUUGAUGCCAUCUGAAACCGCUUAUGUCGAGUUCAUUAAUAUUAAUCAGAAAGUCAAACUGGAUCCCUUGGAAAAGCCCAAAUUUGUUCCCUCUUUAGUCAAGAAAAUCCGUAAUCUUCAAAUAAAGGACAGAAGUUUAAUGGAUAAGGCCAAUAGAGCCUUUGUGUCCUAUAUACAAGCAUAUUCAAAACAUGAUAUUAAAUUUAUAUUGAAUAUUAAAAAACUUGAUUUUGGUGGUGUUGCAACGAGUUAUGGUUUGUUGAAGAUGCCAAGAAUGCCAGAACUGAAGGGUGUUGCUGUGAAAAAUUUUGAAGCCAUUGAGAUGGACUUUAACUCUGUAAAGUAUAAGGAUAAGGAACUGGAAAAGAACAGACAAAAGAAACUGAAGGACUUUCAGGAGACGGAAUGGCCGGGACUGAAGCAGGCGCCAAAGCCAAAGAGUCAGCCCUGGUCCGAACAGAAAGAUAAAGCUUUGAGGAAGAAGAAGCGGCAGGAAAAGAAGCAGAGGAAGCGGAACCGGAACAGGUUGACGGAAGAGGAGAUGGAGGAAUUAGACGAAGACUAUCGAAUGUUGAAGAGGAGACGAAAGGGCAAAGUUUCAGAUGUGGAGUUUGAUAAGCAUUUUGGCAUUGAAGAAGAAGAAGAAGCAGUUGAUUAAUGAAGUUUCACUUUGAUUUGUGGUAGAUCUGUAUGUGUAUACCAAGUCUUAGGUAUUUCAUUAUAAGCAUAGAGACAAAGAAUGUUUUGUUAUGCAGGCAUGUUUCAAUUCAGAAUUUAUGAGAGAUAGGUCCUUUUAACUUUUAGAAUGGCAGAAAAGUGGAAAGUAUUUUUGUGCGCUCACUCCUUGUGUGUUCAUCUACCCAAAAUUAUAUGAAUAUCAGUACCUGAAUGACUAUAAAGUAACCUGUUUUUCUAGUGUGCUACAAAGUAUGAUUACCUAAUAAUAUUUAAACUAUCAGAUGGCAGACUAAUAUACUUUCAUUUAUUAUCUCUUAUGUAAGUAUGAGGAGUUGAGGAAUAUAAUUAUCAGUUGUCUUUGAAGCCUACAAACAAUGAAAUAGCUCUGAAACAUUGAUAUCUUUUCAUCAUUAAUAACUUUCAUGACAACAAAGAAUUUCAAACUCAGUAAAUGGGAAAUGUUUCAUGUAUUUUAUUGCUUUGAUUUGAAGAAAUCAAAGCAUAGUCAGUCAGUUGAUCAAGCUGCUAUUUCUUAAAACUUUUAAGUUCAUUUUGAAUAUGUCUUGAUAUGAACUUUUAUUUGAUACUAUUUUGAUAUACUGUAUCAUGUAAAUUUUGUUGUUGUUGAAGUAAUACUUGUUCAGAGAUUAGCAGUGGCUAUUGCCAUCACAUAAAGUAAUAAAAGUUUACUAUAUAUA
Messenger RNA from Macrobrachium nipponense, 2703 nucleotides. Its product is annotated as ATP-dependent RNA helicase DDX55-like. The record is from RefSeq and is a predicted model, not a curated record. NCBI's taxonomy places the organism in Eukaryota, Metazoa, Arthropoda, Malacostraca, Decapoda, Palaemonidae. Gene Ontology annotation, molecular function: nucleic acid binding; ATP binding. Gene Ontology annotation, cellular component: nucleolus.